Molecule: messenger RNA, 1968 nt
Organism: Larimichthys crocea (large yellow croaker)
Lineage: Eukaryota; Metazoa; Chordata; Actinopteri; Sciaenidae
Gene: tekt3
Product: tektin 3
Exons: 8
Coding region: 359-1822 (487 amino acids)
Biological process (GO): cilium assembly; cilium movement involved in cell motility
Cellular component (GO): sperm flagellum; microtubule cytoskeleton; nucleus
Source: RefSeq, a predicted model, not a curated record
ACUUUAGUGGCAGUUCUUCCCUGUAUAUUUACUCGAACAAAGUAAAAGCACCUGCUCAACAUUAAUCUGAAAAUCCUAGGCAGGGUGUUUCAGUAACCUAUGGCAACUGCUUCUGUGUCAACAGAAAUCUUGGACAGGGCAACCCAGGACCGUGCACCACCAUUGGCUGGCUGAAUGAAUGACUUGCAAACUUGUCUAUCUAUUAUGCAUGCCAGUUUACCUUUAGAGCAUUCUUGAGCUCAUUUCCAGGUAAGCACAGCUGAGAGGUGGCCUGUCUGUGUCGAGACUCGGAGGAGCCAAAGAAAAGCUCUGUUCAGCUUGACUCGGAUAACCAGUGGCAGCCUGAGAGGAGGCAGACAUGGAGCUAAUUGGAUCCACUCUAACAGCCACAUACGCUCGGCCAAAAACCAGCCACUUUCUCCCCGCCAUCUCCACCAUGGCAUCUAGCUAUCGCAACACCCAGCCUGCCUUGGUCAUGAAUCCCAGUGCCAACCUGUGGAGAACCAACAGCUAUUACAAGAGCGGCGGUGUUGUCUCAAACCCCUCCUCCAUACAGAGAGAGAAUUUAGAUAUGGUUCGAGCCAAGACCAUGUUCUACCCCUCCAACAGGACAGCGCUGACCACCCGCUACACUCCCGAGGACUGGUACAAGUCCAACCAAAGCAACUACAGGGAGUCUGAGUCAUCCCGGAAAAGCGCAGAGAGACUGAGAAGAGACGCCGUCAGGUUGAUGCAGGAUAGGGACCAGCUGACAAGGCGAAGUCAAGAAAAUACCAGCAAGAACAUUGGUGAGCGCCUCAAUGACAUUGUCUUCUGGAAGUCUGAGUUGAGCCAUGAGAUUGACAACAUGGUGACAGAGAUAGCAGCUCUUACCGAGGUCAAGAGGAGGCUGGAGAGAGCCUUGGCAGAGACUGAGGGGCCCCUUCAGGUGUCUCAAGAGUGUUUGUACCACAGAGAGAAGCGGAUGUCAAUCGAUCUGGUACAUGACGAUGUAGAGAAAGACCUCAUAAAGGAAGUGGAAGUCAUCAAGUCAUGUCAAGAAAGAAUGAGGCGACAUCUGGACAGAGCCAUCGCUCAGCUGGCGUCGAACCGAGCCGCCCAGCAUGAACUAGAAAGAGACAUAAGCGAUAAAGUGACAGCUCAGAGGAUAGAUGACAGGUGUCACCACCUGAGGAACACGUCAGACGGUAUCGGCUACUACAGAGGGAUUGAAAGACUGGACCCCUCGCUCUCCCUGCCAGACUCAUGGAGCAAGUUCACAGACGACAACAUCCUGCACUCCCAGAGCGAACGUGCCGCCUCCCACAAGCUCAGGGACGAGAUCGAGAUCCUGCUGAACACCACGUCCAACGAAAUGUGGAACCAGUUCAACAAUGUCAACGUAGCCUUCACAAACCGCAUAUCGGAAACCGCUGAUGCUAAAAACAACCUGCAGACACACCUGGCUAAGACUCUGCAGGAGAUCUUCCAGACAGAGAUGCUGAUUGACUCUCUGAAGAAGGCCCUCAGAGACAAAGAGUGUCCCCUGAAAGUUGCCCAAACCAGGCUGGAGGAGAGGACCCGUAGGCCCAAUGUAGAGCUCUGCAGGGACAACCCACACCACAGACUUGUGAGUGAGGUGAGAGAGAUCGAAGACACCAUCUACAGGCUCCAGGAGAGGCUGAUGGAAGCUGAGAACAGCCUGCAGAUUCUGGUUAAGACCAAAGUAACUCUGGAGCAUGACCUGUCUGUCAAAGCCAACUCACUCUUCCUGGAACAGGAAAAGUGCAUGAGCAUGCGCAAGAGCUUUCCAAGCAUGCCCCGUCUGGUUGGCUUCACCUAAAUCAAGUCUUGAAAGGGAACAUUGGAGGACCAAUAUAAUUAACUAUGACUGACUGUCUUAAUGAUUUUGGAGUGAUUUAGAGGGUGUUGUGGGUGAUUCCAGUGUAAGCAAACUUACAUACAAAGACUUAACUUUCUUCAAAAUUG